AGGAAAGCUGCUGCCUCAUCACAAAAUUCAGGAAUGGAUAAUGUUUUCCUAAGAAGGAGCGAGAGGGUGCCUAAACGAUCUAGAGACACAAAAACUCCAUUCAAGUCUGACAGAAAUCCGGCUUUAACUGUAAUACCUGAGAUUAUACCUGCAGUUGAUCCGUUUUCAACUCCUGCGGAACAUAAGCUUUCAAGGCUUCAAAAUUGGAUGACAUUAAAGCCCGGCAUGCAUGAAACGUCCCUAUCAAUCAAUGAUAAUAAGAUAAGGAAAUCUUUCUUUCAAAGCAUGGAAAAUGCAAAAAAGGACCUUAAGAAAGAGCACAUUGAUGGAGCCUUUGCAAUGCUAAAUUGCAGAAGAAAUGAGAAUGCUGCUUGGUUCCACAACUACAAGAUUCCAAAGGCGUGCUUCCUACCUAUGGAGUUCUUGCAUUGCUUGCUCUCUGAUGAUUUGGCUUACAAGAAAGAAAAGGUCAAAGGUAAAAAGAUUUUCAACGAUUUAUUUAAAGAUACUGUGAGAGGGAAGGUAUAUCCAGAGAAGACAUGGGGAGAAGAUGUUGAUGUUGUGUAUGGGAUUACUCUUGGAAAAAAAAGCAAUGUCUGGAUUGGGAUGGAAAUUCAUUUGAAGAAGAAAAGAAUCACAGUAUAUGAUUGUUUUCAAAAGGAAAGCAACAGCAUUGAUAUUCCUCAAGUGAAAAAGUUGGCAGUGUUGAUUUCUAAUCUGCUGGUGGAAUCUUCUGGUGAUGAGGUAGAUAAGGUGAAGAUGAUUCCAUUUGAGAUUGAGCAGGCACAAGGUUUACCCAAGACAAAACAUCCUUUCAACUGUGGGAUAUUUCUUGUCAAGAUUCUGGAGUGCCAGUCAUUGAAGAUAGGAGACAUGACAAAGAUUAAUGAUGACAAUGCAUUGGAGCUAAGGAGAACCUUGUCUUGUGAGAUCUUCAACCAAUUUGUGGAUGAGAGCUUUGGGAAAUGAGAAUGAUGCAUGAAAACAUUUUUUGUUUUAGUUAAGACUCGGUUUUAGUUAUGACUGUUUAUUUUGUUAUGUUGUUGGCGUCUGGUUACAUAAGAAAGAUUGGAAGGAUAUCAAGUAUUUUAUUUGGGUAUCAUAUAUCUUGGAAGGUUAAAAUAUUGUUUCUGGAUGGGUUUCCAGAAAAAAAGUUAAGUGUUUCAAAUGUAAAAAAGAAUGAAAUGAGAUUAUAUACUAAGGAUUGGACAUGUA
This is a messenger RNA of Brassica napus (rape), 1215 nucleotides long. RefSeq lists its product as uncharacterized. Gene Ontology annotation, molecular function: cysteine-type peptidase activity. The coding region runs from base 34 to 969 and encodes 311 amino acids. Lineage: Eukaryota; Viridiplantae; Streptophyta; Magnoliopsida; Brassicales; Brassicaceae. The transcript has 4 exons. Gene Ontology annotation, biological process: proteolysis. The record is from RefSeq and is a predicted model, not a curated record.